Molecule: messenger RNA, 1477 nt
Organism: Suillus paluster
Lineage: Eukaryota; Fungi; Basidiomycota; Agaricomycetes; Boletales; Suillaceae
Product: actin actin-like protein
Exons: 8
Coding region: 116-1291 (391 amino acids)
Biological process (GO): Arp2/3 complex-mediated actin nucleation
Cellular component (GO): actin cortical patch; Arp2/3 protein complex
Molecular function (GO): actin filament binding
Source: RefSeq, a predicted model, not a curated record
GUUGCCCGCUAAAGUAGUACGGUGAGACAAGAUCAGUGACAUACAUAUCUAUACACUGCGACCGUGAUCACAGACUGUAUCUACAUUUCGUGCACUAUUCCAGAAUCCGAAUCAAAUGGACUCAGAACCCCCACUCGUAGUCGACAACGGAACGGGUUUCGUCAAAGUAGGCUACGCUGGAUCGAACUUCCCAGAGCAUGUAUUCCCCUCCGUCGUAGGUCGCCCCAUCCUGCGCGCAGAGGAGCGCGUGGGCUCCGCAGUGAUCAAAGACAUCAUGGUGGGCGACGAAGCCGCCGAAAACCGCAACUACCUCCAAGUCACGCAACCUAUGGAGCAUGGUAUAGUACGGAAUUGGGAGGAUAUGAAACACCUCUGGGAUUAUACAUUCGACGAGAAGCUCAAGGUUGACCCGCGGGGACGCAAAGUGCUGCUUACGGAGCCACCCAUGAACCCUAAAGUCAACCGGCAGAGGAUGGUGCAAGUGAUGUUUGAGGAAUAUGGCUUCCAGGGGGUGUAUGUGGCGAUUCAGGCUGUGUUGACGCUGUAUGCGCAAGGCUUGACAACGGGAGUAGUCGUCGACUCGGGUGAUGGAGUGACGCAUAUCGUACCGGUAUACGACGGAUUUGCCCUUCCUCAUCUUACCCGACGAUUGGAUAUCGCAGGUCGAGAUGUCACGCGGUACUUGAUCAAACUACUACUCAUGCGCGGUUAUGCAUUCAACCGUACUGCCGAUUUCGAGACCGUGCGUGAGAUCAAAGAGAAACUUUGCUAUGUGAGCUACGAUCUUGAUUCCGACCAGAAAUUGUCAGAAGAGACGACAGUGCUUGUAGAGAGUUACACGCUUCCCGAUGGUCGAAUGAUUAAAGUGGGCUCAGAGCGCUUCGAAGCUCCAGAAUGCAUGUUCCAACCGCAUCUUGUUGAUAUCGAUCAGCCUGGUGUAGCAGAGAUGCUCUUCCAAACCAUCCAAAACGCAGCAGUUGAUACCCGAACGGAACUGUACAAGCACAUUGUCCUUUCAGGAGGUUCAAGCAUGUACCCAGGCCUCCCAAGCAGGCUCGAGAAAGAAAUGAAACAACUGUACCUCACGCGUGUACUGAAUGGCGAUCCCACGCGAUUGAACAAAUUCAAAAUCCGUAUCGAAGACCCUCCCCGUCGGAAACACAUGGUGUUCCUAGGCGGUGCUGUCCUCGCCGACAUCAUGAAGAACCGCUCAGAGUUCUGGAUAUCGAGAGAAGAGUGGUUUGAGCAGGGCAUUCGCUCGUUGGAUAAGCUAGGACGUGGAGAGAAUUAGGAUGAACGAUACUUAUGAUAUGAUGGACUUCCGGUAGUUUUCACGAUGAAUCAUUAAAGCAGAGGGCGUGGUGUGUCAUACGAUCCAGCGGGAAAUGAAUAAUAACUGCCCCAUGGCUGAGUUGGUUACAGCGUCCGACUGUUAAGCGCAAUCGGAAGGUCGUGAGUUCGAGCCUCACUGGGGCAG